AUGACUGACUACGUCACCGAAGACACCGACCGCUCUGUGCUGGGCGUUAAUGACAUUAUGAGCCAACUGUUUCCACAACCAUCCAGCGCUUCGUCACAUUCCGACACCAUGUACGGAACUGCCCCUACACACCACAGUCCACACUUACCUAGUAUAUCUGCUGGUGGCUCUCCGGAUUACUACGGCAGUCUGCAUCUAACACCUCUAUACGGCCAACCGACAUACUGGAAUUCACUGCAACAGAAUCCCAACCAGGCCGAUUUCUCAUAUCCCCAAUACUCUCUUCAUUCAGUUCAGUUCAACUCAAUCCAGUUCAACUCAAUCCAGUUCAACUCAAUCCAAUUAGUCCAAUUCAAUCCAAUUCAAUUCAACUCAACUCAAUUCAGCCAGUCAGACCAAUCAAAACUCGACACGCGGGUGUAA
This is a messenger RNA of Pseudovirgaria hyperparasitica, 423 nucleotides long. RefSeq lists its product as uncharacterized. The record is from RefSeq and is a predicted model, not a curated record. The transcript has 2 exons. Bases 1 to 423 code for a protein of 140 amino acids. NCBI's taxonomy places the organism in Eukaryota, Fungi, Ascomycota, Dothideomycetes, Acrospermales, Acrospermaceae.